Messenger RNA from Penicillium riverlandense, 1269 nucleotides. Its product is annotated as phosphotransferase family protein. The coding region runs from base 1 to 1269 and encodes 422 amino acids. The transcript has a single exon. The record is from RefSeq and is a predicted model, not a curated record. NCBI's taxonomy places the organism in Eukaryota, Fungi, Ascomycota, Eurotiomycetes, Eurotiales, Aspergillaceae.
AUGCAACUCUCUCGCGAAUACACGCCCGAAAACCACCCAACCUGCGGAGUCCAUCUCUCGAAUGAAACGAUCACCGAAAUUCUUGAAUUCCUUAUCCCUGGAUGCAUUAUUUUAUCCAUUACGCCUCUUGAACACGGAAAGUCGUUUAACAAUCGUAUCAUUUUCAUAAAGAUCGAAGUACCCUACGACUACCUGAUCGCUGGCUUAAGAAAUGAAUCUGUCAACGAGCUUGUUCUGAAAUUAAACGGGCAAUUCUUUGACCUUUCAAAGAGCCUUAACGAGGUCUCAUGUCUUUCUUUACUCCGUGCUCUCAUUCCGGAGGUACCAUCACCCAAUGUUCUUGCUUGGUCUAGUACCAAGUCCUCCAUUAUUCAUAGAUUCACUCCACAAGGGAUUCCAGAAAGGAAAAUCCUCCAGCUCCGGUCUGAAGACCUCGAACAGCAUCAUGAGUGGAUUCUGAUGACUACGGUUCCCGGUAAUCCCUUACCGAAUUUCGACUUGGGGAAAGAAGAACUCAAAACUAUCGGAAGGCAACUAGCAGACAUAGUUUUCGGCUGGCGAACGAGGCUGCCUAUUUCUGCUACUGCUGGAAACCUUUACUGCAAAGCAAGUAACGAAAGGACCCAGGCUCUCAAUUGCUUUGAAAUUGCUGGCUUACAGAUAGCCCCUUCAUCGAGCAUGGCCGGUUUUGACGUUGAAGUUCUUGAACCCAUCACAAAUAUGAUUCAAUACUACCGAUUGAAGCUCGAAACAAGGCUUCGAAAGCUCCAGGAUCUCGAUGUCUUCAAGAAGAAUGCAUACCUAAUCCCUAUCAUUCGACAAUUCAUAGCUGCUAGACUUCCGCAGCUAGAAAUUUGCAAGGGCGAGGAUCACUUUACUUUUACACACAACGAUCUCUCGCCACGCAACAUUCUAGUAUCAUUGGAUCCCACAAGGAUUACUGGUGUGAUCGAUUUUGAGUUUUCUGGGUUCUUCCCCGAACUAGAUGAGUUCGUCAACGAUGCAGUGUGCAACGAAGGCGACUGGCCUGCCGCUUUAUAUGAAGCAUAUUUGGACAGACUUGAGGAGUGUGGAAUGAAAACACCGCGGAAUGGCGUCAAUGAACGGUUGUGGAAAGAAGCCACGAUGCUCGCCCGGUUAGAGGAAAAUAUAGCUCCCUGGUGGCUCGAGAAUAUCUCACCGAGUGACCAAAAUGAUUUGUCUGAAGAGCUUGUGCGACCGGGAAAAAUGGUUCUAGAGGCGAUCCGGUUGCUUCAUUCUGCUACGUAA